Rhodamnia argentea is the source of this 1089-nucleotide messenger RNA. RefSeq names its product transmembrane protein 45B-like. NCBI's taxonomy places the organism in Eukaryota, Viridiplantae, Streptophyta, Magnoliopsida, Myrtales, Myrtaceae. The record is from RefSeq and is a predicted model, not a curated record. Bases 92 to 1075 code for a protein of 327 amino acids. The transcript has a single exon.
CUAAUUCCUUCAAGAAAAAGCUCAGAGCUUUGCCCAAGAACCGAGAGCUCCAAACUUGCACAAGAAUUUCCCAUAGAACCAGAAAGCACGCAUGGGCACUUUGGUGGGUCACGUCGCGCCGGGGUUCGGCUUCUUCCUCAUCGGCUUGUGGCACUUGGUCAACCACAUCAAGCUCCACGCCGCCCGGCCCCGGUCCUACAAGUCGCCGCCGUGGUUCGCCACCUCGCGGCUCAGGUACGCGGAGCUCCUCGCGAUCAUGGCCAGCUGCUGCGCGUCCGUGGCCAUGGAGCUCUUCAUCGGCCCGAGCCGCCACCAGCCGCUCGACCGGGACUGGACCAUCCCCUCCAACCACCUCCACAACUUCGAGCACUCCCUCAUCUCCAUCUCCUUCUUCACCUACGCGGCUUUCGCCGUAGUCCUCGACAGGGCCCUCACAGGGCCGAACGAGGCCAAGGCCAAGAACGGGCUGACCCAGCUGAUCGGCGCCGUCGCCUUCGGCCAGCAGCUCCUCCUCUUCCACCUCCACUCCGCCGACCACAUGGGCGUCGAGGGCCAGUACCACCUCCUCCUCCAAGCGGUCAUCGUCGUCUCCCUCGCCACCACCCUCCUCGGCAUCGGCCUCCCCAGGAGCUUCCUCAUCAGCUUCGUCCGGUCGGCGAGCAUCCUCUUCCAAGGGGUCUGGCUCGUGAUCAUGGGCUUCACGCUGUGGACCCCCGGUCUGAUCCCCAAAGGGUGCUUCUUGAACUUGGAGGAGGGUCACGACGUGGUCCGGUGCCACUCCGACGAAGCGCUUCACAGGGCCAAGUCGCUGGUCAACAUCGGGUUCGGGUGGUUCUUGAUCUUGAUCACGGCCUUCUCGGUGGGCCUCUACUUGGCGCUCGUCAAGAUUUACGGAGAGGCGGUGGAGUAUCGGUCUCUCACGAAGACGACAGACCUCGAAGAAGAAGACGACGACGACGGCGGCGGCGAGAGCGACGAUGUUGAGUCGCAGAAGAAAAUCACAUCCGGGGAGCCCAAGAGCUUCAUCGACUUGGGGAAUUCGAAAACCUUCCCACCCAUGGACAUCGAAAGGUAGAUAUGAGCAAUAAA